AUGUCAGUCGUGGAAAUCACCAGCGACUCGCACUUCUCCGAGCUCACCAGCUCGCUAGCUCCCACCACUCUGGUGGCCGUCUACUUCCACACUCCUUGGGCCGCUCCCUGUGCCCAGAUGAACAGCGUUUUCAAGUCGCUGUCGACCCUCCAUUCGUCGGUGCUUUUUCUGUCCGUCAACGCCGAUGAGCUGCCAGAGAUUUCCGAAUCUUUCGACAUCUCGGCCGUACCCUACUUUGUCAUGCUCAGGGACGGCACCAUUCUCAAGGAGUUGAGUGGAGCCGACCCCAAGGAGCUGGCCGCCACUAUCAGCGCUCUGAGCGAGAGCGACGCCAAGCCUGCCGAGUCUGAGUCGGCCGCCGCCGCUGCCCCCACUUCUUCUACUGCUGACGCCCCUGCCAGCUCAUCCACAGACGCUCCCGAACCCGCAGAGGAGACCGAAGAAGAACUCAACGCCCGUCUGGCCAAACUCGUGAAGGCCGCACCAGUCAUGCUCUUCAUGAAGGGCACGCCGGCAGCUCCACAGUGCGGCUUCUCACGACAAUUGGUCGCCAUUCUCAGAGAACAUCACGUGCGGUUCGGCUUUUUCGACAUUCUCAAAGAUGACGCCGUGCGACAGGGCCUGAAAAAGUUUUCCGACUGGCCCACCUUCCCCCAGCUGUACAUUGGAGGCGAGCUGCAGGGCGGUCUGGAUAUCGUCAAGGAGAGCAUUCAGGAGGACCCCGAGUUUUUCGAGAAGGCUGUUGCUGAAUGA
Yarrowia lipolytica CLIB122 is the source of this 753-nucleotide messenger RNA. RefSeq lists its product as uncharacterized. Gene Ontology annotation, biological process: intracellular iron ion homeostasis. Lineage: Eukaryota; Fungi; Ascomycota; Dipodascomycetes; Dipodascales. The record is from RefSeq and is a predicted model, not a curated record. Gene Ontology annotation, cellular component: cytosol; nucleus. Gene Ontology annotation, molecular function: 2 iron, 2 sulfur cluster binding.